Messenger RNA from Ipomoea nil (Japanese morning glory), 1020 nucleotides. RefSeq names its product enoyl-CoA delta isomerase 1, peroxisomal-like. Gene Ontology annotation, molecular function: delta(3)-delta(2)-enoyl-CoA isomerase activity; enoyl-CoA hydratase activity. Gene Ontology annotation, cellular component: peroxisome. Gene Ontology annotation, biological process: fatty acid beta-oxidation. The record is from RefSeq and is a predicted model, not a curated record. The transcript is spliced from 2 exons. Bases 74 to 805 code for a protein of 243 amino acids. Lineage: Eukaryota; Viridiplantae; Streptophyta; Magnoliopsida; Solanales; Convolvulaceae.
UCACAUUAUUAAAUUUGUGAUUCUUUUUACUAUUUUUUCCUGUCUUCUCCGGCGAGUCGGCGAACGGAAAACGAUGUGCACAUUGGAGAAGCGAGGAAACAUCUUCAUCCUCACCCUAACAGGCGAAGGCGAGCACCGCUUACACCCGACACUCAUCGAUUCCAUCACAGCCGCCGUCCGCCGCGCCCGCUCCGAAGCCACGGGCCCCUCUGCUCUGAUCACUACGGCGCAAGGGAAGUUCUUCUCCAACGGCUACGAUCUGGAAUGGUCGAAGCAGGACAUAGAGCGCCGCGGCAAGAUUAUGUCCUCUAAGCUCCGCCUCCUCGUUGAGGAGCUAAUCAACCUCCCCAUGCCCACCAUCGCAGCCGUCACUGGCCACGCAUCCGCCGCCGGCUUCGUGCUCGCACUCUGCCACGACUAUAUUCUCAUGCGCCGGGACCGAGGGUUUCUCUACCUGAGCGAGCUCGAUAUUCGGCUCAGGCUUCCCGCCUGGUUUAUUGCGCUCAUGAAAUGUAAAAUUGGCUCGCCGGCGGCUCUCCGAGAAGUGGCUCUGACAGCGGCGAAGCUGACCGGAGACAUGGCGCUGCAGAAAGGCAUUGUCGAUUCGGUGCACAAUAACGCAGAUGAGACUCUGAAAGCAGCUGAAAAAUUGGGGGAAGAAUUGGUGAGAAGAAAUUGGGAUGGAAAUACGUAUUCUGGUAUAAGGACAACCAUGUUUGCCCAAGUAUUGGAGUCGCUCGAAUCCGAUGAGACCGUCGGAGACUUCGGCAAAAAGGACGCCAAGAAGACCGUCUCCCGACUGUGACUGUAUCCGGCCAUUUUUUCUUCUGUUUUUUUGUAGAUGUACUUGCUCAGUUGCUCCAUGCUCUUGCUGUCUAUAAAGGCUUACUACAACUUCUCAACUUACAGGCAGCCCUGCAGGCCAAAAGACACAAAGAGACUAAAUCCCAUACCAGCUUUCAGUUUUCUUCGCUCUUCUCCCAAAUACUGCAUACUGAACCAUUGAGCUAAGCCCGUGCU